ACCAUCACACCAUCUUGCAAACUGACCUUUCAUUCUGCGAGUAGGAGUGAUGAAGGUGCAUAUGCAAUACAGCUGGAGAUGGAGGACUUCCCCAAGCAGACCAUCUUUCUCCAUCAAAGUGAUGAUGUGGAGACAACAAGGACUCCCAGUGAUGCUCUCAGCAAAAUACCAAUCAGAUUUAGUCUAAUAGUGGACCCGCCUGUGCCAUCCUGUUCAGAGGGAGCCUACCUGCCCAAGUUUCUGCCUCCAACUCCCGUCAGUGGGGCUCAACUGUUGGCCUAUAUUAAUGAAACAUUGAAUAUUACCAUUAUGGCAGAGGCAACCAACACCAUGGUUUUGAAGCUUUUGUUCAGUGGACCACACACCGCUGUGAAACAUGUUGUAUCACAUGGAGAAUUCAUCCUGACCUGGACACCAUCUGACAGUGAAUAUGAAGAAAACCAUCCCAUCUGCUUCGUAGUCCAGGCAGAGUUAAAUACAGCCAAGUAUCACUCUGAGCUACGCUGUGUGAUUGUGAGCAUUCAAAUUAGACCAAUCACCACUCCUCUGCCAACAACUGUUCUGCCUUCAACCACCCCAGAACAAACAACCACUCUUCUGUUCAUAAAUGAAACAGAAGAUCAGGAGAAGGUGCUAUAUGAGUCCACAGGAUCAGGUGACGACAGCAUGGGUGCUGGCAAAGUUGUUGGUAUUGUGUUUGGUGUUGGAGCCGUCGCAGCCAUUGUUGGCGUUGCCUUGUGGGCUUUGAACCGAAGUUCUCCUGUGCUCUGGUCUCUACCUUACACACCUUGA
Molecule: messenger RNA, 792 nt
Organism: Oreochromis niloticus (Nile tilapia)
Lineage: Eukaryota; Metazoa; Chordata; Actinopteri; Cichliformes; Cichlidae
Exons: 9
Coding region: 79-792 (237 amino acids)
Source: RefSeq, a predicted model, not a curated record